ACCGAUCCAUCAGUCCAUUGUUACGCACCUGUCAUCAAUUUUAGGCUAUCAUUUCAGAAUACACACAGGAGAGAGAUCGACGGAGAUAAAAAUGGAAGCUCUACUCUGCAGAAAACUGGGCGACCCAACUGUACCAAUAGACGACUCAGUAAACUCUCCAUUAACUCUCUCAAAACCUCACCCGAUUCCGCAACUCAACUCACCGACUGCAGUGAGAGUCCGAAUCAAAGCCACGAGCUUGAAUUUCGCCAAUUACCUUCAAAUCCUCGGCAAGUACCAAGAAAAAUCACCCUUACCCUUCAUACCCGGAUCCGAUUACUCGGGCACCGUCGAGUCGGUGGGAUCAAAUGUCACCAAGUUCAAAAUCGGUGACGCCGUUUGCUCUGUUGCCAGCCUUGGAUCAUUCGCCCAAUUCAUUGUUGCUGAUGAAACUGAAUUAAUUCGAGUACCGGAAGGAUGUGAUAUGCUUGCUGUUGGUGCACUUCCAGUCGCAUAUGGAACAUCACAUGUUGCCCUCCUUCAUAGAGCACAAUUGCGCGCCGGUCAGGUCUUGCUGGUUCUUGGAGCUGCUGGUGGUGUUGGAGUUUCUGCUGUACAAAUCGGAAAGAUCAGUGGUGCCAUUGUUAUUGCUGUUGCUAGGGGAGAGGAAAAGGUGAAAUAUUUGAAGUCCAUGGGUGUUGAUCAUGUUGUCGACUCAAGCACAGGAAAUAUCAUUGACAGUAUCAAGGGAUUUCUGCAAGCAAGAAGGCUUAAAGGAGUUGAUGUUUUAUAUGAUCCUGUUGGAGGCAAGCUAACAAAAGAAAGCAUGAAGUUGUUAAAAUGGGGAGCACAUAUUUUAAUUAUAGGUUUUGCUAGUGGAGAAAUACCUGUUGUCCCAGCAAAUAUUGCCCUUGUGAAGAACUGGACAAUUCAUGGUCUCUACUGGGGAAGCUAUAAAAUACAUCAACCAGCUGUACUUGAAGAUUCUUUGAAGGAGCUCCUAGCCUGGUUGGCGAGGGGUUUAAUUACCAUAAACAUUUCUCAUACUUUCAGCCUCUCAGAGGCAAAUCUUGCUUUUGCUGCCUUGAAGGAUAGAAAAGCAAUCGGAAAGGUGAUGAUUGCUUUCGAUGACCACAAAGCUGAAAGAUCUAAGCUUUGAUUGCCAUUCAAGGAACAGAGAAACUUUUCCCAAAUAUUCAAUAAUUCUACAGAGAAACUUUUCCCAGAUAUUCAAUAAUAUCACAGAGAAACUUUUCCCAAAUAUUCAACAAUUCUAUGUAUCCAAAGGUGCCGUUUGUUAAUGAUACAAAUUUUCUUGUUCCAAUUUUAAUAGCUGGAAGAUUUCUGUUCUAUGAGAUUGGGAAAAUUUGACGCA
This is a messenger RNA of Olea europaea var. sylvestris, 1354 nucleotides long. Its product is annotated as quinone oxidoreductase-like protein 2 homolog. The record is from RefSeq and is a predicted model, not a curated record. The transcript is spliced from 6 exons. NCBI's taxonomy places the organism in Eukaryota, Viridiplantae, Streptophyta, Magnoliopsida, Lamiales, Oleaceae. The coding region runs from base 92 to 1138 and encodes 348 amino acids. Gene Ontology annotation, molecular function: zinc ion binding; oxidoreductase activity.